AUGGCCAAACAAUUCUAUACACUGGGCGAAGUUCUCGCAGUCGCUCGCAACCACCCUUUCUACAAUAGAGAUGUUAAAUAUCCGCUUUCCCCGAACGAAGUUUUGUCGGUCACCUCGGAAGCGCAGUCCAGUGACGAUGAGUUCCAACAAUAUCCAAUCAUUGACAAGAAAAACAUCUUUUCUGUUAUUGAAACCUUGGCAGCAGAUGAUUCACCAGAGAACACCUUCCGCCAGAGCUCCUAUACUAGUGUUACAGGCGGAGGCUGGAGCCGUGGUGUUCCUAUGCUAUUCCUUACCGAUAGCGCAGAAAACAGACGCCAACGUGAGAGUAUUGGUGCGCUGAUUGAGGCAGUAGGGAUUGUGCAGCCUAAGGAUUGGAUAUUGAACAUCCAUGUUUCUGGAUAUUUGUAUCGUUCCCUCGAUCUGUUGACGGAUGCUCUAGAGUAUGCUGGAGGAACAAUACUUUGUGCUGGAGGAGAUAUGUCUGCCGAAUUAGCCACUAAGACUCUGAUACAGUACCGCUGUAACUUCCUCACAGGCCCUGUCACAGAGCUCAUCAAGCUAUCUCGGCACAUAUCGGGUCUCCCAUCAGAUAUUCGGAGCCAAGUCCGGAUCACCAAGAUUCUUUACACAUCCGAACCUUUACUACAGUCGCAGCGCAGCCUUUUGAUGGAGAUCUUCAACUCUCCGGCGAUUUAUUCUGGCCUUGGCAGUGCUGAGGCCGGAUUUUGGGCUGUUUCAAACCCACAGCUCACCGAUCAUACCGAAGAUGUCGACACUGCCGACGAUGGAGCAGACUUCGUAUAUGAUAUACGGGCCAUGCAUGUUGAGAUUCUCACCCGAUCGUCACCUGAGAGCAAUUCUCCCUUAAACCAGCCCGUUGCCGAUGGUAACCCCGGUGCUAUCGUUCUCACGUCUCUGCAACGUCUUCGGAACCCAUUGGUGAGAUAUAACUCCGGUGAUAUCGGGUCUCUCCAUCCGCUCCCAGCCAAAGCACAGACACAAAUUGCACCCGAACGCGUGCCGUAUUUGCGGUUGCUACGCAUCUACGGCCGCGAUAAACAGUUCAGUUUCAACUGGGGAUCCAACUAUUUCCAUUAUGACACUAUUCACAAGAUGAUGCAGACAGAAGAAUUUGGGAUCCUUCAGUGGCAGAUUUUGCUCGGUUGGGAGCAAGAUGUUCAGGGUGUUGAAUCUAUGGAGGUCCGUAUUUUGCGGGAGUCCUCCAGCACUAAAGAUUCAAUACUCCCGGAAGAUGAACUGGUGGCGCAAAUCAAAUUCAGCUUCCUGGUCAUUACCAAUCCUUACUUUAGGGUUGUUAUUGUGAACGAUGUAAAUGAUUUUGAACGGAGUGGGACUGGUAGGAAAGUUACACGGGUGGUUGAUCGCAGAUAA
This is a messenger RNA of Penicillium mononematosum, 1395 nucleotides long. RefSeq lists its product as uncharacterized. The transcript has 3 exons. The record is from RefSeq and is a predicted model, not a curated record. Lineage: Eukaryota; Fungi; Ascomycota; Eurotiomycetes; Eurotiales; Aspergillaceae. The coding region runs from base 1 to 1395 and encodes 464 amino acids.